GCCGGUGUUCCCCUAGAGGACUGUUCACUGAUCUGCUGUAGGUCGCUUUACCGGCGCUCCCUGAAACUGUCCCUUGACUGGGCCGUCCACCGGCAGAUCUGGCGUGGACAGGCUGUCUAUAUCCGAUCCCUUUUCGAAGCCAACAAGGACGUCCGCGAUCCUCGGCAGCAACAGGUUUUGCUGCGCGAGACAGAGAAGCUCUUGGAGAGCUGGAAGCACCCUGACCCAUACCGGGCGCCUACUGCGCCCGGCGGCAACAAAUGGGAGCGCAACCUGCCAGCCCGAAUCCUGCCAUAUGCCCAACCCCCCGCUGCACACUGA
Messenger RNA from Penicillium vulpinum, 321 nucleotides. RefSeq names its product NADH dehydrogenase [ubiquinone] 1 beta subcomplex subunit 9. Lineage: Eukaryota; Fungi; Ascomycota; Eurotiomycetes; Eurotiales; Aspergillaceae. The annotation marks the transcript as partial. Gene Ontology annotation, biological process: mitochondrial electron transport, NADH to ubiquinone. The record is from RefSeq and is a predicted model, not a curated record. The transcript is spliced from 3 exons.